Molecule: messenger RNA, 662 nt
Organism: Manihot esculenta (cassava)
Lineage: Eukaryota; Viridiplantae; Streptophyta; Magnoliopsida; Malpighiales; Euphorbiaceae
Product: stress-response A/B barrel domain-containing protein HS1
Exons: 2
Coding region: 80-409 (109 amino acids)
Biological process (GO): pollen tube adhesion
Source: RefSeq, a predicted model, not a curated record
CACUGAAUACGAAUCAGAUGAAUAAAUACAUCCCAAAAGUGAAAACUCGGCACAGACGGUGAGAAAUCGGAGAAAGACAAUGGAGGAAGCGAAGGGAGUUGUAAAGCACGUCUUGCUAGCGAAGUUCAAAGAAGGAAUUUCAUCUGAUGAAAUCGAGAAACUCAUCAAGGGGUAUGCCAAUCUCGUCAAUCUUAUCGAACCCAUGAAAGCUUUCCACUGGGGUACUGAUGUGAGUAUUGAGAACCUGCAUCAAGGUUUCACUCACGUCUUUGAAUCUACCUUUGAGAGUACUGAAGGAGUUGCAGAGUAUAUAUCUCAUCCUGCACAUGUUGAUUUUGCCAAUUUGUUCUUACCUGCUUUGGAGAAAGUUGUUGUGAUUGAUUACAAGCCUACUACUGUUCGCCUCUAAACUUUGAGGGUAAUGGACAUUAUCUAUCAUCUUGCUAAUUUUAUCUUCAAAUGUAAAUUUGCUGUUGAUUGCAUAUGGAAUUGCACGCGGAAUAAGGAGUUUGUGUUGUUGGUGCUGAACUCCCACCAAUUUUAACUGCAUGUUAGUGUUUCUUAAUGUUAUGUUAAAUGGGAUUGUUGUAUCGGCUGGUAUAGUUCGUAAUCGAAGAACUCUUUUGUUUGAAAAUGGUCGAAUACUUAGAUUAUGGAACCCA